Messenger RNA from Aedes albopictus (Asian tiger mosquito), 3795 nucleotides. RefSeq names its product protein fem-1 homolog C (gene m-cup). The record is from RefSeq and is a predicted model, not a curated record. NCBI's taxonomy places the organism in Eukaryota, Metazoa, Arthropoda, Insecta, Diptera, Culicidae. The coding region runs from base 510 to 2474 and encodes 654 amino acids. Gene Ontology annotation, molecular function: protein binding. The transcript is spliced from 5 exons.
CGAUCGAACAAAAACAAAAAAUCUUCGUAUGUGGCUGCCUUCGCAUCUCGUGUGAAAAAUUGAAUUGAAAUUUUUGUUUUUCUGUGCUGGUGGCAAUAAUAAAAAUUGGUGAACCGUGUCCGCGAGAACGACCGACGGAGGCCAGACGAGGCAGGAAGCUAAAACAGUGAGUUUUCCUCGGCCCAGUGCGGGCGACAUCCUUGAAAAGUGAGCACAAUCCAAAUCGCCCGUUCGAUUCCAAAAGUUUUGUUGACGGUCGCCUCUUCCGGGAGGUGGUUGGUUGCAUCCGCAAACGAGUGCAGCAGUCGGCCACAAACGGUGCCAUCAAGCUGUGUUUUCUGUCGUGCGUGGACUUAGGUGGCUGUGUUUGCUUGGGGUGUCGUCGUCGAUCUGCUGGAAGUGAAGAAAAUUCGUCAACAGAGGAAUCAGAGUUCCCGGGGGAUUCCGAUCGUCGUCGCUGCUCCUCUGUAGAAGAAGCAGCGACGCAAAGUGGUUUUCGCUGCUUCCCGAUGGGAAAGUACACGCACAGUUCGAACCUGAGCCAGCACCGGAACUUGGAGCAGAUUAGCAAUGAGCUGAUUCAGGAGACGAAAAUUUGCACCGACCAGAGCCCACUGCCGAAGGGACUCCGGGAACGCCUGGAAGGAUUACCGCGUCACAUCCGCAAGGAGGUGGUCAAACGGGCCCGAGACGGCUGCUCGCCCCUGUUCAUUGCAAGCCGCCGCGGAAACGUCAAGAUCACCGAGUAUCUCAUCACGGUCUGCGAUGCCGACAGUGAACAGAAGGGUCUCUACGAAGUGCCAGAAGACCGGUCCGUUCACUGUGUCACUCCGCUGUGGUGUGCAUGCGUUUCCGGGAAACUUCCGGUGGUGAAGUGUCUGGUCCGGUUGGGCGCCAACAUAAAUGCUCUCUCCGAUACGGGCUCGACACCGCUGCGGAGUGCCUGCUUCAUGACGCACAUCGAUAUUGUUCAAUACCUUGUGGAAAACGGGGCUGACAUCCGGAAGCCUAACUACAACGGCGGAACAUGCCUUAUCAAUUCGGUUCAAUCGGUUCAACUGUGCAGCUAUCUGAUCAGCAAGGGAGCCGACGUCAAUGCUCGUGACAUACAGGACAAAACCGCUCUCCACUACGCCAUCCAGGAACAUCGGCUCGAAACGGCUCAGCUUUUGCUGGAGCACGGAGCCGAUCCGUUUGCCAAAAGUCGUUAUGGGGACGAUGCCCUACAAACGGCGUGCCUCAAAGGAGCUCACCAGAUUUUCGACUAUCUGAAAAAUCGCAUCAACUAUUCGUCCGAACGGCUAGCCGAUGCACAUGAACUGAUCGGAUCGACCUUCAUCGAUGAUCACAACGAGACUCGGGUAGCGAUCCUGCACUGGAGACUGGCCCACCACAUCCGACUGCGGGAUGCGAACUACAUCCGAAAGAAGCCGGAGAUUCCCCUGCGAUACGCUUACGGAAAUGCGGUUGAGUUCUCCACGAUAGCCGAACUGGACAACAUUGCCGCCGAUGUGGACGCCAUGCGAAUUCAGAGCUUGCUCAUCUACGAGCGGAUAUUGGGCAUCGACCACAAGGACACCCUGUUCCGGUUGAUGUUCCGAGGGGCUUCGUAUGCGGACUCGUUGCGCUUCCAGCGGUGUAUCGAUCUGUGGCUGCUGGCGCUGCAGAUUCGAGUGCAAAAGUAUUCUAUCCUGUACUCGGACACGUGUCUUACGGCGCAGGCCAUAGUGCGACUGAUGUUGGAUUUGUUGGAUAAGUACGCCGAUGUGAUGCCGAACGAGUUCGUCGAGCAGGGCAUGCCUCGGUUUGAGGAUGUUUAUGCCGUGUUCCAGGUGCUGACGUCGAACAUCAAUGAUGCCCGUCAACUGCUCAACAUCCGCCCGGUGCACCGGAAGCAGCAGGAAAACUUCGACCGGAUUCUGAAAUGUCUGACGCACCUGAUGUAUCUGCUGAUUUCCACGGCCAAAAGCGAAGACGAUCGGGAGCUGGUGAACGGCUCGGUGCGAAAGCUGGUUCGUAACAACAUCCGCAGUGCCAUCACCAACGACACGCUGCUGCACCUGUCCGUUUCGCGACUGAACGUGAUCAAGAGUGGCUACUUUACCGACGACAGCAGUCUGAGGGUGAUCUUUCCGAAUCUGAACGUGGCCCGGUUGCUGCUGGAGUGCGGUGCCCACGUCAACGCCAAGAACGAGAGCAAAUCGACACCGCUGCUGGUGGCAUCGAUGCCGUACAAUUACGAACGGGAGUUGGUUCACACCCUGCUGGAGUACGGUGCCCAUCUGGAUCAGCCGAAUCGAAAUGACGAUCGACCGAUGUCGCUUAUCGCGAUGAACCCGGUCAACGAUAUCCCGCUAGUAAACUACAUCAGUCUCAAGUGUCUCUGCUCGACGGUCAUCACCAAGUUUGGCAUUCCGUACCGCAAUCAGAUCCCGCGGACGCUGGAAGAUUUCGUCCGGUGGCACGAACCGUAAUGAUUGGCUCCAUCGCCGCCUACGCCUAAGCAAAUUCUGUGAGUUACGCUUUUAUGGGGGUCUGUGUCAUUUGGCAUAAACGACAGUUGGCAUUAUGGUCAUUUGGCAUAAUGGACGUAUGCCAUGUAGAAAAGUGUGCAAUUUGAUUAUGCCAAAUGGCCAUUAUGCCAAACGGAUUUAUGCCAAAUGUUCCGUUCCCACUUUUAUGUACCUACUUUGAAGAGGGUGGAUUUCAUUCAGGAAAAUCUGGCAACGUUGCGUCCUUGUCAAUUGGUGUUGCCAGUUUUCCUGGUAUGAGAUCUUCUCUCUAAAACCUUUUUUGUAGCUACAGAUUCUAUCUUACCUACUUAUUUUCCCUUCGACUACUCAACAAAUGGUCUCGCCAGAAGCCCUCCGUUCAUUAUAAUUUAGCGUAUCUAUGUGUUUCGCAUAACCAAGCUUUAGCUUUAAGAAACAAUCGAGAGCACGCACAUACCUGCCUAACAAUAAUAGUGCAUCUCUUUUCGUCUCUGUAUAUAUUUUUGACCGCAAUCCUUCCUAUAGCUAUGUUUAAUAUGGAUUUAACUCUGAGCAGUGUCACCACAGUAGCAGAGAGCUCUGUUAAGAAUUGGGUUCUUUCUAUGCCUCGCAACUAUUCUUGGACAGAGUUUCCAAAAGAACUCAUACAAGUAGAAAUGAGAAUACCUUCCUCGAAAUUGUACUCCUAGGCGAUUUAAAACUCAGCUUUAUUGGUUUUCCACCUUCUGCUGUUACGAAUAAUUUGCCGGAUUUGUCCGCCUUGCCAUCUAGCGGGCUUUAAAGUUUAUUAUACUUAAUGUAAUGCUUAAUGAUAUAUGGCAUGGAAAUUACCCAAUUGUGUGUGAUACACUCACAAAACGUCUAGCCUAAUGAUAGCUAUAGUAAUUUAAUGAGAUUCGAAUGCAAUGAUUUAAGGCAUCGUAGGAAAUGAAUAAGAUAUUGAAACCAACAGCGGAAAAAUCGAUUCGGAACAUUCUGUCAAUUGGAUCCAAUUAUACGCAACCAGCGUACCAUACAUACUUAGACUUACACACAAGCAUCAAUCAGCAGUAUUUGAAUAGCUGUUCCUAGCUAAACGCUCUCACAAUCUUUUAGACUAAAGAGUAAUUCUAUAUCCGUCGUCAUAAGCCACCUUAGAAUGGAUGUGUGUUUGUGUAGCAAAACUUUUGAAAAUAGGCAGAUUUGACCGCUUUGUUAGACAGUGCUGCUGACAGAACUGCGCAUUUGAUGGGUUUUGGUGACACAGUUUACAUUUUCGAUAAUUUUGAAGUAAGUUCUGUGGAGAAUCCCUUUAGGAUUCUUU